UAAAUAUGUGUAAACGGUGUGAGCAUAAGGUCAUCCUUGCCUUUAUAAAGCCACAAGUACUUCACAACUGUCAGGCACAGAGAUUCACAUCACCUGUAGAUCUCACUUCGCUCUCUUCACUAGUCGUUUGGGCUCAGACUAUCAAUCAGGAUGAAGUUUGCUAUGAUCUUUCUGGUGCUGACGCUGGUCGUCCUCAUGGCUGAACCUGGGGACUGCUUUUUUAAACGUAUAAAAGUCAUGUGGAGAGGUGCCAAACAAGCAUGGAAAGAUUACAAAUAUAACCGUAACAUGCAGAAGAUGAAUCAAGGGUAUGGACAACAAGGAGGCGACCCCAACCCACCACCAGAACAAAGUGUUGAAGAACCUCCACCUUAUAAGCGCUGAAUUUAUA
Molecule: messenger RNA, 391 nt
Organism: Sebastes umbrosus (honeycomb rockfish)
Lineage: Eukaryota; Metazoa; Chordata; Actinopteri; Perciformes; Sebastidae
Product: pleurocidin-like peptide WF3
Exons: 4
Coding region: 151-384 (77 amino acids)
Biological process (GO): defense response to bacterium
Source: RefSeq, a predicted model, not a curated record